UUUAUAAUGAAGUAGGGGGUAGCUGACGCGAUUCUGAACAACAAUUUCCUUUGCAAAAAUGUCGAAUAGUGCUUCGUUUUUCAAUUAUUAACGAGAAACCAACGACCAAUCACAGCGCGCGCUACUCGUGCGCUGUGAUUGGUCGGUGUUUUUCAGCACUGCGCGCUCAGCUAUUCUCGACGCGCAUGCGCGACUAGGAGCCACAUGCCACAUCUGGUAACACUGAUCUGCACUGAUCGUGAUUAAUAUAUCAAAAUAUACGCUCGAGUAAGGGAAUAUUAGAGAAUAUUACUGUUAAAAAGAUAUUUUAUACGCAAAUUCAUUCUUAUUCUAUGAUACAAGAAUAUAAUUUAUAACCUAGCUUUCUGUUUACAACGUCAAAUUUAAUACUGUCACGUUGUUUUGCAAAAUAUGUUACGUUAACGUCAUGAUGAAAAUUUGGUAAACUACACUUUCUUUAAGUGACUAUACCGCUGUAUUAAAGUGUGCAUAAUAAAUGUAAUCCAUUCGUUGCAAUUAGAUCAACUUUGUCAUGAGUAUAUUCAAUGACAUCAAGAAAGUUACAGAGAUACCUUACUCGGACGAGCAUUCGUUGUUCAUACGCCAAAAAGAGGGCAAACGAAGCAGAAAGAUAGGCAAACCCAAGUCAGCGAGAAAUGCAAAUUUAUACGAUGACAGCGACGAUGAUAAGGAUAGAAGAAACCACUACGACGAACCCUCUCAAUUGCACGAAAGCGAGAUUGCGUGUUCCAUUAAAGAGUACAGUGGUAUUAGUUAUUCGAACGAGCUGAUCGAACGGAACAUAAAAGCAAGACAAAAGACAGUUAGUUUAAAUUCUAAUAAACCUUUAGGCAAGUUCGCUUUAAGAGAAACAAGUUACAGUCAUAGCGAUUCAAGUACAGAAACUGUGACACCUGAGAUCAAUGAACCUGAAACCAAAGAAACUAUUUUGCAAAAGUGUAAGCUUAAUAGAAACGCAGCGAUUAUGGGACUCCUAAAAACAAAUAAAAUAUCGAUAGACGAUUUACAGAUGCCAAACAAUUUUAAAUGUACAAAAGAUAACAGUGAAUCGAACUUACAGAGUGAAAAUGCUUCGUCAUCAAGGGAUUCGACCGAAGGAAAGUACGAAAUGGAGCUAGUUCAGUUACCAGAAGAUCCAGAUGUUUACCUUCAUCCUUUGCAAGCGUACGGAAGCAUAGAUGAGAAUAAAUAUAAAGAUAUUGAUUUCACUGUACCACAUUUGGGGAAGAAAAAGACUGUAACACCUCUAGAGUACUAUCUUACCAUGGACGACUCUGGGUUUGAUUUCGUUAAAAAAAAGAAAACGUAGUAAGAAAAAUGUGGUCGAUUCAAUGCGUUUUCUUAAAUAAAAGUUUUAAAGAACUUAUUGGUCUCUGAUGAUCAUGACAAUUAACAUGUUGAUUAUGAAAAUACUUGAAUUUGUAAGAUGAAAGACAUAUUGCAAAAUUUUAUUAAGAUCUUUUAGUUAAAAAUGAACGAAGUAUGUGAUAAAUUAUGGCAAUCUAUAGGUGAAGGAAUAAAGAAUUUAUUAAAACAGGUGUGCUGUUAAAAGAAAAUUGAGAAACGGAUGACAAAUGAUUUAUUUAUCAAUAAAUUACAAAAAAAAUGCAUCGUGCACAAUAGUCUACCAUAUAAUCAUAUAUUUUUAUUUCGUUGAAAUUAAGAAAAGAAAUAAUUGAACAAAUUUUCUGUGAUCUUGAUCUUAACUGUUUAACGAGAUUUCUGAGUUUUAUUCAGUUUUAUUAUUUACUAACAUUUAUAUUUAAGUUAUACCGUAGACUGAUGUAAUUGAAAGAGAACUCGUUUCUAAUUUUCAAACUAAUAUUAAGAGAUUUUACCAGAUGUUUAAUCAAAAUUGUUAAGAAAGAUACAUUUUUAUACCUAAAAUGCAAUAAAUCAUACUUUCUUAACCGAUAAAA
Molecule: messenger RNA, 1940 nt
Organism: Hylaeus volcanicus
Lineage: Eukaryota; Metazoa; Arthropoda; Insecta; Hymenoptera; Colletidae
Exons: 5
Coding region: 533-1330 (265 amino acids)
Source: RefSeq, a predicted model, not a curated record